GUAGCGACUAAGACAGAAAAACAUAAAUAAAACUCGUUCCGGAUACUAAAUAUGUUCCAGUUCCGGGAGAUUCCUGUGGUUCAGUCCACUGUCUAUACGAUGCUCCUGUACAGUCAGUCGUAGUUUUGUGAUAAAUGUUUUGAAAUAUGCCUUCGCAUAAGAAAAUAGUUCCAAAAAAGCGCCAGUCUCUACACGUAUGGAAACAGAAGGAGACUAAGGAGAAUUCAACCAGAAAAAGUGAUGAUGUUUCACAGAAAACACACUGCUUUCUAUGCAAUGAAGGUCUUAUUGAAGUUCAUCCUGUUGGAAACAGUGAGACAACUGUAAUACAUGGAUGUAAAAUUUGCCAGUUCCGAUAUUUAGGCAUUAAAGAUGGCGAGCUUGUGACUUUGUACUGUAUCUACUGUUACCAGAACUUUAGCAAUAGCAAAAACUUUCAGGAACAUACAACGAAAGAACAUUCUUGUUUUCUUAAAAAUUCAUCACCUGACAGUAUACGACUAACCAGACAAAAUUCAUGUGCCAGUGAUACAACAACAGUUCUCUCCGACACAGAGGUGCCAUCGGAAGAAAGCUCACUAAAGAGAGACGACACGAUCAUACUGGAAGUGCUGGAUGAUAAUGUUACAAAAUCUGAUCAAGUCUUGAUCACUGGAUCUUCAUCCAUGGAAAGGAUACCUACUAUUGAUUUGCAAGCAUUGUGUCAGAACAUUAUUGGAUCCCAGAGGUCUUCAGUGGGUAAGCUUGCCAGUGAUGAUACCAUUGACCGCAUCCUCCCUGGGUUCAGCAUGUCCCUCAUCAACCUUCUACAAGAUGAUCAAGUAUUGGUGCUCAAUGAUCCAAAGCAAGGAGCAUCAUUCCAGAUUCGAAGAACCCCGAGCUUGUCCACUCCUACUGUUGACAUCAACAUAGUUCAAGAAACUCCCUCAAAUUCGGAAAGCGAGAGUUCAAAGCAGAGAACAUCAGAGGAACAAAAUCAACCACCGAAGGAAAGUGUGGCCAUGUCAAGACCAACGCGUAAAAGGCGAUCUUGCGCCAAGGUAGAGGAUGAAGCACAAAAGAAGAGGGGAAGACAUGUUGAAAGGGAGAUCCACAAAUGCCCAGAUUGUGACAAGACAUUUAGUCGGCGAUAUAACUUAAAAAUUCAUCGUUAUGUUCAUUCUGAGCAAAAGAAAUUGGAGUGCACCCAGUGUAAACAACAGUUUAAGCACGUCAGUUUACUCCGUAAUCACAUGCGGAUAAAGCACGAAGGCGUAAAGCCUUAUAAGUGUGAUAAAUGCGGCCAGGGCUUCAUUCAGAACAACUACCUCCAGCGCCAUAUGUUGCUUCACACUUCUGAGGUUUGCAAAUGUUGUAACAAGAAGUUUGAGACACGGAGGGAAUUCAAUGCCCAUGUAAGAAAGGUCCAUGUUCGCCCGGAUUCCUCAAAAUACUGUCAGGCGUGUGAUGAAACCUUUGUUUCAUUGCUCGAACUCUCAAGGCAUUUGCUGGGGGUAACUGCAGAUAGUUCAGAGUAAAAUCAUUGCACCUGGGGCUUAUGAUACCCAUUAAAUAACAUACAAUGUAGAUCUGUUGAUAGAUAAGAUUGUACAUUUUUUACAUGCAUGUAACAAUAUGAAAUUAGACCCCAAAAUAUGACUUAAUAGCCAAAUUAAUAUAGUCUAAGUACUUGUUCCUUUGAUAACGAUAAAAUUGUGAAAAAGUAUUACAUAUAGGUUGUUGCAUACACUCACAACUGUUAUAUGGUCACAACUCUACUAUCCUUAUUUUUCAUCUUGUUGGCAUCUUUGCUAGCCAAGGGUUUCUGAUUUGCACUGCUUCUCACAAACAAGUGGUACGGAUCAGAAACCCUUGGCUUGCAAAGAUGUCUUGGUGGAUAAUUUUUUAGAAAUAGGUAUGUAUUGAAAUAAUUACUUUUGGCAAGUUCUUGAAGUUUGCCUUCUAUCAGUAUAAAAAUAUUUUUUAAAGCUAACCAUUGAAAAAUUAAAAAAUUUUUGACAUCAAUCAAAAUAUGGAUGAAAAAAAUAAGAGAUCAAGUCAUCCCCCAGAAAUUAUCUCUGCAAAAAAUUAUUAUGAAAAAGGGUGGAGGGUUAUAGUAAGGAGCUUUGUAUUUUCACCAUUAGAUUGGUCAUUUGCAAAAGUCAAUUUUAUAUGUUUACUUUUAAUGACCCCUGUAUUCUUUCCAUGCCUUUGUACGGGAUGGGAGAAAUAAUGACGGACCAGACUGGGAUUCGAACCCUGAAUCUCUGGUCAGGUGCUCUACUAAAUGAGCUAUCUGGCACGAGUAUUCGAGCUGGUCUGACCAUCACACCUUUAUAACGUCAAAUAACAAAUUAUUGCCAGAAUUCAUAGAGCAGCAUAGAAAAUAGUCUUAUGAUGUUAUUUCCCUUUGAGGAGACAGAGAUUUGAUGCUUAAUUUUUGUUGACAAUAGUAUGAACUGUUACUUAGUUUGUGUAAAGGUUUCUGGUACCAUUUUAUGGAUUGAUACCAAAACUUUACACAUGGCAUAUUCUUGACUUGAUCAAAUCUUCCAUCACAUUUCCUAACAUUGAUUUUCAUUAAAGAGAGCAUAAACCUGUG
Magallana angulata is the source of this 2581-nucleotide messenger RNA. Its product is annotated as zinc finger protein 136-like. Gene Ontology annotation, biological process: regulation of DNA-templated transcription. The transcript has 2 exons. NCBI's taxonomy places the organism in Eukaryota, Metazoa, Mollusca, Bivalvia, Ostreida, Ostreidae. The record is from RefSeq and is a predicted model, not a curated record. Gene Ontology annotation, molecular function: RNA polymerase II cis-regulatory region sequence-specific DNA binding; DNA-binding transcription factor activity, RNA polymerase II-specific. Bases 147 to 1517 code for a protein of 456 amino acids.